AUGGCUGUCGACUGGAGAACGAUAUUGCGCGUGGACGUAGAUCGUCUAGAUCCGAACGAUCCCAACAUUGAAUCCGAAUUGGAGACCCUCUAUCCUAUUCUGGUGAAGGGCCAAGUAGAUCUCGACGAUGCUCUAGCUACACCUGAAAAUCUAGUCAGACUGUUUAGGCUUACACAAUCUGUCAUGGAACUGAAGAACUUAUAUCUCGAGUCGGCCGAGAAGCAGAUACAAGAUGAUGAGACUUCCUUACAAGUCAGUGAAGCUGAAAUUGUUCGGCUGAAGAACCUCGGCAUGGGAGGAAAUGCUUCUGAAAUACGAUCGUUACGGGCAGAUUUGGAAGACCUGGAGAAAAGAAACAUGAUUCUGGCGCAGGACGCACAGAUAGCGCAAGAGACUUUGGAUAUGGAACGCAAGAACGUUGUUGAUUUGACCAUGGCAAUUCGUGACGAGAAAUCACGCUCGGCGGCUCUGAAUGCUAGUCUGGAGCGGCUCCAAGUAGAAUACAGCCACGUUAAUACGCAGCUGGGUGCCCAUGCUGAAAGAGCCACUGCUCGUCGAGCAGACGACGAAGACUUCAGGUCUCAACUAAAGGAGAAGAACGCCGAGAUCAACCGAUACCUUACAGAAAUCCAAUUAUUGACAACAGAUAAUGCUCAACUACGAGACGACGUUGAAAGUCUUGGAUCCGAACUGGAAGUUGCUGUUGCUGAAUUGGAACGUGCCGCUCGUGAACGUGAAGACUCGAGACAAGUCAUAACAAAAUCAGACGCACAGAUAGACUCCUUGUCUGGAGAAUGUGAUUCGCUCAGAAUAAGAGUUGGCGAGUUAGAAGAUGAGCUACGAGGUUACAAAAACUUGGACGAGUCACGAUAUGAAGACGCAAAUACUGAGGUUGCUCGCAUCAGAAAAACAAUGCGUGACUCUCAGAUGGAUUUGAACGACAAGGACAAGACGAUUCGAAAACUGCAGAUGGAAGUUGCCAAUUUGCGUGCUGGAAUGGAGGAAGCAGCAAUUGAUUCAUUGAGAAAGUCACUGACCGAACGCGAUGAAACAAUACAGCAAUUGAAAGCUUCGUUGGAACGUUCUGAGAGAGACUUUGCUCUUCUGGCAAUGGACUGGGAUCAGCUAGAAUCUGUGAAUGCUGCCAAGACAGCUCCAGAAACCCUCAUGGCACACCAGUCUGAAAUCGGUAGACUAAAGGAAAAUGCUGAAGCCUAUCACAGCAAGCAUUUAGAAAACUUGAAACGCCUCAAGCUGCUCGAAGAUCAAGAAGUAGAUCGGGAACGGGAAGUUGUCGAUUUGAGGGCUCGCAUGGAAAAAUACGAAGAAGGCACAUAUGGGCUACGUGAAGCUUCCCGUGAAAUAAAGGAGCUACAGCUUCAGCGCUCUAUGCGAGACAAAGAGAUUCUGGAUCUAACAAAGAGAGCCAAUGACUUUGAAGCUCAGAUAUGUGACUUCUUAGAAGAAAAUUCAGAGCUACGUCGUCGACUUGGCAUUGAUGAAAAGACUACUAUCGAUACUUCGAAUCUCAAUACAAAGAAGCACAUCGAGCUUGAGCAAGUCAAAGCUCUGAAUCAGACUUUACGAGGUGAAGUCGAACGAUUGGAAGAGGAACGAGUCCUGUUAAAGAGCCAGUUGAGAAUGCGGGCCUUGGAGCAAGGACAACGUGCGGUCGAGUUAGGUCUCACUGCCGAAGAACUGAUAGACCUGGAAGACUACACAGAUCGAUUAAGGUCCAAAUCUCACGUGGCCGACAAGUCUUCAGCCCCGGCAGUCGUGCACCAUACCGUAAUUCACCCUACACAUGCCCCGACUCUGGACAAGCUUGCGCUGGAGCUCGAGAGGGUGCAUGUAGAAUCAGCCGAAUCUCGAAUUCGUAUUAUGCAAAUGGAAGACGAGUGUAGAGUCAAAUCUCAAGAAAUUGAAGCUCUAUCCGCAGCAGUGCGUGAACUCUCGGAUAUGUUGAGCUCUCGCCGUCGCAGAACCCAAAGCGGAACCCGUGAGCAAUUGACAGAGGAGCAACUUCCUGCGGUACAACAGCUCCUUCUACUGCUUUCUAAUCGUGUCGGUUCUUCCCAUGGAACGACGAUGGAUAGUGUAACUCCGUCACUAUUGCACACUUCGAGAGGAUUAGAAUCGGAUCUAAGAUAUGCAGAAGACCGAAUCAUUGAGUUAGAGCAGGAACUAGAACGAUCAAAACGUAAUAGUGAGUCCUGGCAAACCCAACUUGAAGCUCAUGUUAAUGAGCGGAAAAACAAGAUCCUGAGCUGCCCCCGAGAUCUGAGACUGGCUAGCCAAGAUGUUCUGAUUGAGACUGUAGUCGAGCUUGGUGCAGAGCUGACAGCCAAGGACAAGGCCUUGUUGGAAUUGAAAGGGGAUGUCUCUCAUUGGAAGAAUGUUUAUGGCACUAUCUCCGGGCAAAUGAAGAAGGUUUACCGAGAGAAUCAUGAUCUCCAACAGAAAUUCAACGACGAAGUGGCCAAUGUCAGACACGAUGCGGCAGAAGUUAGCCUAGAUUUAGAAAAUGCCAACGCCAGAGCUCAAGAGUGGGAGAGUACUGCUUCACUCAUGCAGAAAGGCUCAGAUAGUGAUAUCCGGCGAGAAAUUGUAGAAUGCCAACGCAAAUUCAUCACAAUGAAAGUAAAUGAAACGGCUUUAAUUCGCAAGUACAAGGUUUUAGAAGAUUGUGACGCUCGUCAGCGCAAGGAGCUGACUCAACUUAAGGACGACUUCUCGUCGCUAGAAGCAGCCUCUUUACAGAGAAUUGGCCAUCUACAAGCUUCGUUUAAAUCUGCUUCGAGUCGUGUAGAGCAUUUGGAACAAGAGAUAUCGUGUACCGUUGCUGCGUCCGAUCAUGCCAAGAUAGUAUCAAAGCUUGAAUCAGAGAUUGCCCGCAACCGCUUACUCUUGGAACGCGAGAGAAGCUGGGAAGAGAAGGCCCAGCAGGGCAUUGAUGCCGAGAAUCUACGCCAUGAAUUGGACAAGUCUGUUGCUGAAGUCAAAGGACUGCAGGCACAGAUCGAAUCUGCCAACGCGUCUAUAAACUCUGUAUCUAUCGAAAGAGGAGCUGAAUCCACCUCAAGCCUCCAUCAGCAGUUGGGACAGCUGACCGCAAGUGUUGCAGUCUUGUCCUCACGUUGUGAGACCGCAGAGUCUCGAGCUGAACGACACCAGAAGGAGUCGCAACAGUUACAACGACGAGCUGAGGAUGCAGAGAAGAGGUAUCUUGAAGCGACUCAAGAGCUCAUGCAUUAUCGUGGUGAAGAGCUCAAGACUGCUAGGCCUGAUGAAGGUUUAGUAAAGGAGGCCAGACAGCUCAAAGAUGACAGAGAUCGCCUUGCUUCAGAAAUUCAGCAUUACAAACUUACAGCCGAUGUGUCGUCGCAACAGGCUCUUGAUUUGAAGAGCCGGCUUGAUCGUGACAAGAAGGAUUUCGAGUUGCUCAAAACUACGAUACGUGAAUUGCAAAACCAGUCAGAUGACAAGAUGGUCAUUGGCAAACUUCACAACCAUAUCAUUGCUUUACAAGCUUCGGAAACAGAGGCUUUGAAAAAAGCCUCGGCAUCAGAAAGACGACUGCUGAAGCUUGAUACAACUGUUGCAGAGCUGGAACGAGCACUGGACGAUAGGGACGCUUGUUUAUUCAAGGCUCGACAUGACUGCCGAUCUACUAUCAAUGAUUUGCGUAAAACUGUGCAAAGUAUGCGUCUCAGACUGGCUGGGUCGGUAACUUUGGAGAGAUACCAGCGAGCUUGUGACCAGCUACAUCUAGCUUAUGUGCAAACGAAAGCAAUGAACGACGAGGUUGCACAUCUUCUCAACAGCAAUAGAACUUUGGAAGCCCAAUUUGCUGAAAAGCAGUUACGAGAAGAGCUAGAUCGUGAGCUCGCUAGUCUCUUGAAUAACCCAACUGCAGCAAAGGAGAGACUAGUAGAAUGGCAAAAACGUAUGGCUGAAAUGCGGAUAGCUGAUGCAGCAAUGUCUCGUGAAAACGCUGCGUUGCGUCAAGAUUUGACUCGAGCCCGCUCAAGCGUUGAAUCAGAGAAAGCUGAAGCUCAAAAGCUAGCCGAGAAGCUCAUGGGUCUUCAAGCCGAGUUUGAUGAACGACAAUUGGACUGGGAACAACGCCAAACUGACUUGGAAAUGAGUUUAGUUCGCCUGCAAGAAGAGCGAGAACUAAUUUUCCGAGCAGCAUCGUCGUCCGAACUCAAAGACACUUUGCCUGAUCGUACUCUGCCUCUGGCAAAUCAAUUAGACGCCGCAAUCCAGUUACUUUUAGAACGUGCCAAACAAUCUAAAGCUUAUCAAUUCCAGCUGAGCUGUGCCAAUGAGCGAAUCAAAGAAUUGGAAGUCCAUUCCAAGCAUCAAGAAGGCCAAAUUAAUGCCAAAGAUGUUGAAAUUGUGGAUCUCAGGUGUCUCAAGAAUGAUGGUGACGUUCGCUUAUCACAAGUUGCAGUCAGCCGAGAUGAUCUUACCAGAUCCAUUGUUCAAGAAGCAGAAUCUGCGAGUGCUUUGGCAUCACGUGAAUUGAUUGAAUCUCUUCAACGGCAACUGGAGCACAAAGAGCAAAUGCUUCAAAAGUAUGCCAAUCGCCUGAAACAGAGUCAAGAAGCUGUCACUGCUCAAAAGAUGGCUGACGAGCGUGAAAUUGCACAUUUGACCAAGAUCAUCAAUACUCUGAAUGAUGGCAUGAUUGAGAGAUUAAAGAAACCAGCCGAUAAGAUUCAAUCUCAUUCGGAUAGUAAUCCUGAUGCUGGAACAAUCACAGAGCUGGAGCAUCUAGUAGCAGCCAAGGAUGUAGAAAUUUUGCAUCUGUCUCAAAGAGUCCAAGAGCUGACUGCAGAAGUUGAUGGCUGGAAGUCCAAGUUAACGGAUGUGGACUCGUAUCUCGGAAAGGAGCAAGAGAAAUGGUCAAAAGCACUGGAUGAUAUGGAAUCAGAGAAAGUUGAUCUUCUUGGAAAGGUUGCUGAAGCUCGCGCUGCAGCUGCUGAAGCUCCACCAAAGACCUUGGAACGUCAGGUUAAACGCCUCAAGACAGACCUCUCCACGCGCGACCUCAAAAUCAAAUCAUUGGAGCGUGCUAUCGAGCAAAUCAAGGCUACAGCAAUAGCCAAGGCUCGAGAGCCAUUGACUGAUGGUCAAGAGUCACGUCUUUCAUCUGCGUCAACGCGUAUAGUGCAAUUGGAAGCAAAACUUGACAAAUUGAAGAAAGUGGCAGCUUCUCAUCUAGAAGAACGUGACAAGUGGGAAAAGGAUCGGCGCACUUUGAGUGACGACAUAUCAAAUCUGACAAACAAGAUUCGUGACGCCGAAUCCAAAAUGCUAGAGGCCAAUCUUGAGCGAGAUAAAAUGGCUCAUGGUUUGCGAGUAUUGUCUCUUCGAGUACCUCCUUCCAGCAGGGCACAAUCCACUGAGCCAUUUGAACUCGGCGCUUCACCUGCUAUUGGAUCUCCUACCACACCAGUCUCCCCUGAAGUAGAACGUAUAGAAAAGAUUUCAUCCGCUGAACCACCGUCACUACCACCAAGAGUGGUUACCUUCUCGUCACGUCCUAAUAGUGCACCGGCAGUAAUGGCAUCUCCUGUCCAGUCCAGUCCAGCGGAGGCACCAGUAUCUGCUCGUCAGAAAUGGGAGUUGGAUCAUAAAACCCGGGUCAAAGUCGAUACGCUUCGUGAAAAGCUGGAAGAGAAGAAAAAAGAAGCUGAAACUGCUUUACGGCAAUUGGCUUCAUUGAGACCCAUUCUGGAAAAAGCUGAACGAGAGCGCCUCAGGUUACAGAAAAAGGUCGUCGAGCUCUCAUCUAUGCCGAAGUUAGACUUGGGAAUAGAACGCGAGAAGGAAGUGAGGCAUACUCUUGAAGUCGAAGAACUACGCAAGAAGAUUGCCGAUUUGCAGAGUGAAGUCGCUAGAUGGAAGAAGGUUGCAGAAGUAGAUGCCACGAAUGAAAUAUCUCGUCUGAAACAGGAAAAAUCUCAAGUGCAGGACAAGCUGGAUACUCUUCAGACACUUCAUGAGCAUUUGCAACGAGAUCUCGGUGAUUUGGAAGACUCUGUGUUGGAGCGAAGGAUUGCAACCCUUUUGGAACAAAAUCACGUCUUUCAAGAGGAAGGAUUGAAGAAGGAUACGGAGCUAGUUCAGAUAAGAGCUGAACGUGAUGUUGCCAAAGCCUCAUCAGAGCGUCUAGAGCAUCGUAUUCUUGAAUUGGAGGAAUCUCUCAACAAGAUGAGAUUGAAUGUCACCACUUCUAAUGAGUCUGACUACGGUAUUCGUCUUCCCAACUUUUUCAUUCCUUUGCCUGUUGCAAGUCACCCAUCUGUCAAAGCGAGUCGAGAGACUGAAAUGGCGCAAGUCAUCGACCACUUGUCGAAAUCGCUUGAAAAGGCUCACAAAGACGUAGAGCUACUACGAGCCAAAGCAACAUCGGACAAGCGAUACAUGGAGAUUGUCAAAGAGUGUAAGCAGCUCAAGACGGAACGAGACGAUGCUGUUCAAAAAAUUUCUGCUAGGUCCAACGAUGCUAAUGUUGAGAGGGUUGAAUCUGAAAACCAAAAACUUCGGACACAGCUACGCAAAGAGUCUUCCAAGCUGCAAAAGGAAGCUCGACGAGCAAUUGAAUUGGAAGAAGAAAACAAACGGCUCAAGCUGGAGGGUCAAGGCCUUAGAAGAGUUGUUGGUGAGGUCGCUACGCGAGAGGAUGUUUCUGACAUUAUUGACCGUCUGCGUUCCCAAUUGGCAGAAAAGGAGGUGCAGUUACGUGCCUUACAAGAAUCAUCGAGAAGUGGCGGUAGCAGUCACGACGGUCCUCUUUCAGAUCCAGAAAGAAGGAAACUUCUUCGAGAAUUAGAGCUGUGGAAGACUAGAGUAGCGAAAAUGACUACCCAAUUUGUUUCCUCUGAUGGCUUUGGUGGGCUUGCUGGUACAUCAAAUAGGUUGGACGAACUUGAGCAAGAAAAUCGUGAAUUAAGGAAUGAGCUUCAAGCAUUUGAUCCCAACUUUUUCGAGGAGUUGGAGGACUUGAAGUUUUCGCAUCGUCAAGCUCGUGACGACGACACAUAUGUACUAUGUAAUUCAAAUAAUGUAAAUCCAUAA
Synchytrium microbalum is the source of this 7089-nucleotide messenger RNA. RefSeq lists its product as uncharacterized. The record is from RefSeq and is a predicted model, not a curated record. The coding region runs from base 1 to 7089 and encodes 2362 amino acids. Lineage: Eukaryota; Fungi; Chytridiomycota; Chytridiomycetes; Synchytriales; Synchytriaceae. The transcript has 35 exons.